AUGCAUGGGAGCGUAAGCCCGCGGAGUUACCGGGCCGCACUGCUGGAACAGUUUACCGCUAACAAGAACAGCAGCAGCAGCAUCAGUUACAACCCAAUGACGUCAUCAUCACAGCGGAGGCGGCAGCAAUGCGACAGUGUCGUUAUUGAGAACAGCAGCCUGCUGGGAAAGUACGGUGACCUCCUGGACACAACAGCCGCAACGAUAACAACAUCGGCAUAUGGUGGAUUAAGACGUGCUAGCCACCCGAACUCUCGUGUGAUUGAGUUUAUUGAUCACUGUGUUGCCAAAGGCGUUCCGGAGUCUCUUAUUGUUGAACAUGUUAUGUUUAUGGUGAACGCAAUGCAGGAACAAAUCAGCAUGAACGAAGCGCUACACGCACGUUAUCAAUAUGACCGUCUACGUCAGUACGAGAUGUUGGAGCUGAAGAAGACGUUGGAGCGGCAGCGGGUAUUCUACGACCAGCAGCCGAAACAACAACAACAACAAGGACCACAAGCGUUGUAUCGUCAUAACAGUUUAGAGAAUAUCGAUGCUACGAGGAGUCAGAGGCGUAGAGGCCACACACCGUCAGGCAGGGAUGUGUGGCACUCGACGAGCGCACCCGCCGUCACUGCAACCGACAGUGCUGCGUCUGGUGUGGCCCAUGGUGGUGGUGGUGCAUAUGUGCGUGGCAAGGCAGAGCCUAUGGUAGCGGCGGUGGUGCACAGCCGCGCAACGGGACGUUCCCUGCGGCCUCCAAGCAGCAGUGAACGGAACGCGCAGGCAGUCUUCACACAGACCCCACGCGUAGACUCUGAGAAACUGGCCUCCAGUCGGCCUCGUGCUACGACCGCAUCGACCUUUCACCGUUUCAUGCGGCCGACGGAUGCCAGCUACCGAAAAGAACGACAGAAACGCACUUCCGUAACUGAGGAAGAAGAGCAACACCAACAGCAGCAGAAGCAGAAACAGAGGCCGAAGCACCAGCAGCUGCUCCCCACGGAUGCAGCCCGCCGCAGCCAAACACGCGGCCCAGUGUCUAACAAGGAUGCAGCUGCGUGGCGGGGGCGCCAGCGGCUUUUGGGUGAGACGGGCAUCAGCGUCGUAGAGAGUUCGACGUGGUCUGAUGAUGAUUCGCCCCUUCCACGCAUCCGCCACUGGAGAAGCCCCGGCUCUACAGAAGAUGCAGGGCCACAACAGAGACGAGAAGAGCAGCAGGAGGAGGAGGAGGAGGAGGAGCGCGUCACAACAGUCGUCGUAAAAACCGCAGGCUCGUCACAGCCCUUUUCACCGUUACCCACUGAAAAGACGCCCAGCAAUGAUGCAACAGCAGUGACGGCUGUGUACCCUGUGGAAAAGGUAGAGACGAUGACAGCGUGGCAGAGCGGAGCGCAGUAUAAAGCUGCCGGUGUUGCGUCCGCACCCGUGAUGUCGGUGCAGGCUCCGUCGUACGUUCCCAGCCCCCAGCUACAGGCAUACAUUGAGCAGAGUCAGCGCAAGGUGCGAGAGGCGGAGCGCUUGUUGUCGAAUACGCCUGGGCGCACCGGGAGCAGCAUCCAGCGAGUCCGUCGCAGCGCCACCCGCUCGCCCCUCUCAGACGUAUUGUCUGAACUCUCGGACGAGUAG
Messenger RNA from Trypanosoma grayi, 1608 nucleotides. RefSeq lists its product as hypothetical. Lineage: Eukaryota; Euglenozoa; Kinetoplastea; Trypanosomatida; Trypanosomatidae. Bases 1 to 1608 code for a protein of 535 amino acids. The transcript has a single exon. The record is from RefSeq and is a predicted model, not a curated record.